CUUAAGGCGGAGCCUGGGCGUUCUGGCAGCGCUGGAGCCAGGCAGCAGAGCCAAGCUGGGCUGGCACUCACCCACGACCCCCCUUCCCUGCUAUGAUGGCCCGUCACUAGCAGGUUCCAGACCCCCCGGGGGCAUGUAGGCAGAGCUGGCGGCAGCCAGGUGCGCAGAGCCACAAGCGCUCUAGGGCACUCUGGGGGCAGCUCUGCCUGCUGCGCUCUCUGGUGCCUGGGGAAAUGCCCAACUGACGGGCGAACUGGUGAGGACAAGAACGUUCCCUUUUGGCCCGAGUCUGCUGCAUCCAUGGCGCUGCCAGCCAGUCUGGUGCCCCUGUGCUGCUUGGCACUUCUGGCGCUGCCGGCCCAGAGCUGCGGUCCGGGCCGGGGGCCGGUUGGCCGGCGCCGCUACGUGCGCAAGCAGCUGGUGCCGCUGCUCUACAAGCAAUUUGUCCCCAGCGUGCCUGAGCGGACCCUGGGCGCCAGUGGGCCAGCCGAAGGGAGGGUGGCAAGGGGCUCCGAGCGCUUCCGGGACCUGGUGCCCAACUACAACCCCGACAUCAUCUUCAAGGAUGAGGAGAACAGUGGAGCAGACCGCCUGAUGACCGAGCGUUGUAAGGAGCGGGUGAACGCGCUAGCCAUUGCCGUGAUGAACAUGUGGCCCGGAGUGCGCCUGCGGGUGACCGAAGGCUGGGAUGAGGACGGCCACCAUGCUCAGGACUCACUCCACUACGAAGGCCGUGCCUUGGACAUCACCACGUCCGACCGCGACCGCAAUAAGUAUGGGUUGCUGGCGCGCCUGGCAGUGGAAGCCGGUUUCGACUGGGUCUACUACGAGUCCCGCAACCACGUCCACGUGUCGGUCAAAGCCGAUAACUCACUGGCGGUCAGGGCAGGCGGCUGCUUUCCGGGAAAUGCCACAGUGCGCCUGCGGAGCGGCGAGCGGAAGGGGCUGAGGGAACUGCAUCGCGGGGACUGGGUGCUGGCGGCAGACGCGACGGGCCGGGUGGUGCCCACGCCGGUGCUGCUCUUUCUGGACCGGGACUUGCAGCGCCGGGCCUCUUUCGUGGCUGUGGAGACCGAGCGGCCCCCGCGCAAGCUGUUGCUCACGCCCUGGCACCUGGUGUUCGCCGCUCGCGGGCCGGCGCCGGCGCCAGGCGAUUUUGCACCGGUGUUCGCGCGCCGGCUGCGCGCGGGGGACUCAGUGCUGGCGCCCGGCGGGGACGCCCUUCGGCCGGCGCGUGUGGCUCGCGUGGCGCGGGAGGAAGCCGUGGGGGUGUUCGCGCCGCUCACAGCGCACGGGACGCUGCUGGUCAACGACGUCCUGGCCUCUUGCUACGCGGUUCUGGAGAGUCAUCAGUGGGCACACCGCGCGUUUGCUCCUUUGCGCCUGCUGCACGCGCUGGGGGCGCUGCUUCCCGGCGGGGCCGUCCAGCCGACUGGCAUGCAUUGGUACUCUCGGUUCCUCUAUCGCUUGGCGGAGGAGUUGCUGGGCUGAGCACUCCAGGCAUAGAAACCUCGAGGCGCCCGCCGAAAAGGGGCGUGCGGGCUGAGAUCUGGGGAUGUGGGCAGCAACCGAUGCUGAUUGGGAGGGAGGGAAGAAUGGGGAGAAAAAUGGAGGCGAUACGGGACUGCCUGGUUUAGGGGUAACCUCCAACCGUAAAGAGAUGAUACCGGGUCUUAGGUAGGUGGAGUAGAUGGUGGUUACUCCUUGACGGGGACUAUUUCGCCUCUUCUGCCCCGGUGCCUCAGCCCCACCUGAUUAUUUUAUUUUAUUUUCUAUUUAUAAAUUGUAAUAUAAUGAUCUGCUUGCCCAGCCUGGCAAGAUGAGGGGCUAGGGCUUGGAGUUAACACUGUCUGACACAGCCAGCCAAUGUGACGUCCGACAUUCCCACAGGGGGGCUAAUAAAGGGAAGGCUUCCAGGAGCUUAUUGGAAAACAUCUCUAUUUAGAGGGUGAUUCACCUCUGGAAGUGGGGAGGAAGGGGACCAACCUGGUGUCAAUCCCUUACUUCCGACUCCUCCCUUCUUCCCCAGCAGGUGUUCCUGCUCUUCUUCCUCCCCACUGAGGGGGCAUCCCAAUCAAUCAGCAACAGAGACCAGAAGAGUCAGUCGUGCCCUUUUCUGGGCUCCUAGUCCCUUCUCCCACCCAGAGAGGACCAGCAUUCUGUCCCCACGGUUGCAUACGACUGUUGGAGGGUCCAGGGUUGUCGAACAAGGGAGAGGGCCCUUGUGGGUCCUUUCUAUGUUCAUAGCGACUCCAGCAGGGACUCAGGCCAUUGUGGGUACUGAAUGCAAAGAAUUCUGACCCCCUGACCAUUAGCCUGCAGUCCUGAGCCCUUUCUCAAGGUCAUGAAUCAGCCUAGCCCACAUCCUACCCUUGUGUCAGGGUCUGGAUGGGGCCGAUGUUUUUUUCUGGAAUGUCACUGGACUCACUGAUGACCAGUGGGAAUCUCUAGCUAAUUCAUAACUGAUAGUCCCCACACACUCUUGGUCAAGAGAAAGAACCCGGACAGAGGGCUGGAACCUAUCCCUCCUGAAGGGUUGCUCACAGAGACUGGCUUCAGCCCUGUUAUAUUGGGGGAAAAUAGGCUCUCCAAGCAAGGGCAUGUAGGAAGUAAAACCAGAGCCCCUUCCUGGUCACCA
Molecule: messenger RNA, 2638 nt
Organism: Equus caballus (horse)
Lineage: Eukaryota; Metazoa; Chordata; Mammalia; Perissodactyla; Equidae
Gene: DHH
Product: desert hedgehog signaling molecule
Biological process (GO): regulation of gene expression; multicellular organism development; smoothened signaling pathway
Molecular function (GO): calcium ion binding; patched binding
Source: RefSeq, a predicted model, not a curated record